AUGAAGGGUAUUUUUGCGUUGUUGUUGGCGAAUAUUUUUAUCGCUACGAACAUAGCUGCUAGUGACAUUUACGUCUACGGUUCAAAUACUCCAAUUUACUAUCCAGAAAAAAAUGGAGCUGGAGUGAAGAUCAACAUGGUAAAAAAUAAAUUCCAAAACAAGAAAGCCCGUAACUCAGGAAAAGCAGAUGCGUUAUUCGUCAAGGUGCUGAUUGCCACAGAGUAUGAUUCUUACCGACAAAACUACGAGGAUGGAUUGAAGCAACAAGCAAAAAACGUAAUCGAUGGAAUGAAUACCAUUUUCUCAACGCUUGGUGCCAAUCGACCUCUUGAAGUUCUACUAAGCGGUCUCGUCGUGAUGAAGACUCCGGGUUUAUACGAACCAACCUCACGUGCAAGUGUACAUGAUAUGGAACCUUUGAAGAAUAACCGUCUGACUGAUAAAUAUCGGGCCGAAGCAAUAGUCAAAGGUCGCAGAGAUGAACACUUUCGGGAAGCAAUCCCAGAGUUAGAGAAAUUCGCCGCUUGGUUAGAAGACAACAAGGACCAAUUCGAAUCUUUUGAUGCCAAUGUAAUCCUAUACAUAUCUCCAUAUUAUUUGAGUGACAACAAUUCGAACAAAACAAAGGCGAAGUUAGUGAUGGGUCUAGCACAAACUUCGAAAAUAGUUUGCUCGUCCAAACCAAUUGUGCUUGUCAGUGAUUUGAUUGGAGAUUCUAACGCCAUCUAUGCAAUGGCUGUUUCUUACGCAUUGGGAGUCUCGCAUAAUGACGACAAAUCGGACUACCCCUAUUUCACGGGUAGUAUCAUCGUUCGUGACUCUAAAAAGGAGGAAUGGAGAAAGAAAGCCGUCGAAGUUGUCCAAAAAAACUAUGGACACAGUAAAUAUGAAUGUUUGAAGCCAACACAAUCAAGUGAUGAUUAUGAUAAUGAGUGA
Molecule: messenger RNA, 936 nt
Organism: Cotesia congregata
Lineage: Eukaryota; Metazoa; Arthropoda; Insecta; Hymenoptera; Braconidae
Source: the annotation of a GenBank genome assembly